Procambarus clarkii (red swamp crayfish) is the source of this 4972-nucleotide messenger RNA. Its product is annotated as innexin inx2. Gene Ontology annotation, molecular function: gap junction channel activity. Gene Ontology annotation, biological process: phototransduction. The record is from RefSeq and is a predicted model, not a curated record. NCBI's taxonomy places the organism in Eukaryota, Metazoa, Arthropoda, Malacostraca, Decapoda, Cambaridae. Gene Ontology annotation, cellular component: plasma membrane; gap junction.
GUGUUGUCUCACAGUGGCCCCAGCUACCCGCCCUGCAGGGUCCCGCUCACUCACUCUCCCGCCUGUACCAGACACCGCCAUGUUUACACUAUUCCGUUCCUUGCGUCAGUUGAUCCACCUCGACAAAAUCUCGAUAGACAAUGUGAUUUUCCUCCUUCACUACAAAGUGACUAUGGUGCUUCUAGUGGCCUUCAGCGUAUUAGUGACUCAAAAGCAAUAUUUCGGUGACCCCAUCGACUGUAUGGUCGACUGGUUGGACAGCCACAUGAUAGAUCAGUACUGCUGGAUCCAGUCGACCUAUACGAUACCGGCGCUGGCAGCUGGCGUGGUAGGAAAGGAGGUUUCCCACCCGGGCGUGGCCAACCCUGACGCCUCAGGACGCAACAGAGCCUGGGCCGGCGGAGAACAAUACGCUAUCCGGCACCACAAGUACUACCAGUGGGUCGUCCUCUUCCUCUUCCUGCAGGCUGGGAUGUUCUACGUGCCUCGCUUCAUCUGGAAGCGGCUAGAGGGAGGCCGUGUGAGCGGCCUGGUCGCCGAGCUCAACCUGCCUGCCCUGAGCCACGACCGCAGGAGAGAGAGGACCAAGUUUGUGAUUGAGUACUUCGACCAUUACUUCCACCACCACAACGUCUACGCCUACCAGUUCUUCCUGUGCGAGCUACUCAACUUCGUCAACGUCGUCGGCCAGAUGUACUUCACUGACAAGUUCUUGGGGUUUGGGUUCGCCAAGUAUGGACCGAGGGUCUUAAGCUAUACCCAAGACUCAAUGAAAGGUGUGGAUCCCAUGGAGGAGAUCUUCCCCAAGGUGGCCAAGUGCACCUUCCACAACUUCGGUCCAUCAGGGACCAUCAUGCGACACGACGCUCUCUGUGUCCUCCCGCUCAACAUCCUCAACCAGAAGAUCUUCGUCUUUCUCUGGUUCUGGUUUGUGACUGUGGCCGUCAUCUCGACUCUGGGGCUCGUCUACCGCCUGGCCACCUUCACCCCCACCGUCCGCCACCUGCUCCUGCGUAGUCGCUCGCGCCUGGCCUCCUCAGAGAAGGUGAAGGCUAUAUCACAAAGGUGUUACAUAGGUGACUGGUUCAUCCUCUACAUGAUAGCUAAGAACAUGGAUCCGUUUACCUUUAAGGACUUCAUUAACGACAUAACGCCGACCAUAGUGGACAAGGAACACGCCUCCUAGUAUUGUGUCUCCCAUAUGGUGGUUCCACCAUACAUGCUUCCCUAUGGUGGACCCACCAUACAUGCUUCCCUAUGGUGGACCCACCAUACAUGCUUCCCUAUGGUGGACCCACCAUACAUGCUUCCCUAUGGUGGACCCACCAUACCGAAUUUCCUAUAGUGGCACCACCAUAACGACUUUCCUAUGGUGGUACCACCAUUCUUCCUUCACCAUAGUGGCCCCACCUUAUCUGCUUCUCCAUGGUAGACCCACCAUAUAGGCUUCCCAGUGGUAUCACCAUCGUACAAGCUUCCCUAUAGUGGACCUACCUUACCUCCUUUCCACUGGCGGCGUCAUAAUGUCUUUACUCCUAAAGGGGCCUCACCAUACCUUCCAUGGUGAGGCCUCACACUAUGGUGACCCCAGUAUACCUACUACACCAUGGUGGGUACACCAUACCUACUACACCAUGGUGGGUACACCAUACCUACUACACCAUGGUGGGUACACCAUACCUACUACACCAUGGUGGGUACACCAUACCUACUAUACCAUGGUGGGUACACCAUACCUACUACACCAUGGUGGGCACACCAUACCUACUACACCAUGGUGGGCACACCAUACCUACUACACCAUGGUGGGCACACCAUACCUCCCUUACCAUGGGACCUGAAUAAUCCGGCUUCAACCUAUUGGCUCCACAAUACCCUCCACAGUGCACCAUAAUGGCCCCAUUAUACGGGCAUCACCACACCGGCCACACCAUGAGUGGACGUGCCAGUUCCUACUUAACCAUUAAUAGUAUCUAACUACUAUUUCACUGCGGCUUCUCCACCGUGCCCAUGUUACCAUGGUGCCUUGCCAUAACUAUACUAUGUAUUCCCCAAAGUGUUUCAUAAUCACUGCUGUCGAACUCUGGUUAAUUUCCCAAAACUUCAAGUCUAUUGUUGCUGUGUUUAAGCCAGACAGCUAUUGGUAACCACUCACAGCCGCCUGAUGUGCUACCAUGAGAGGUGCACUGUUGGUGUUGCUCAAAAGUGACAUUUCACCUGUGUGACGCCUCAUCAUGGCUGACAUACUACUCAUUCCCCAUUAUGGCUGACACACCUUGGUACCAUCAUCAUGGCUGACACACCAUGGCUGACACACCAUGGCUGCUUCAUCAUGGCAACACUUGCGUUAGACUUUUUACCUAACUUAUCUCUCACAUCACUGACGAUCCACCAUGUCUAUUGCACUUCUGAUGCCCCAUCAUGCUCACCAUGGCUGAUACUCCUCUGCUACCCCACCAUGGCUGAUACUCCUCUGCUGCCCCACCAUGGCUGGUACCCCCUCUGCUGCCCCACCAUGGCUGAUACCCCCUUGCUGCCCCACCAUGGUUGAUACCCUCCUGCUGCCCCACCAUGGCUGAUACUCCUCUGCUGCCCCACCAUGGCUGAUACCCCCUUGCUGCCCCACCAUGGUUGAUACCCUCCUGCUGCCCCACCAUGGCUGAUACUCCUCUGCUGCCCCACCAUGGCUGAUACUCCUCUGCUGCCCCACCAUGGCUGAUACUCCUCUGCUGCCCCACCAUGGCUGAUACUCCUCUGCUGCCCCACCAUGGCUGAUACUCUUCUGCUGCCCCACCAUAGCUGAUACCCCUCUGCUGCCUCACCAAGGCUGAUACCCCCCUGCUGCCCCACCAUGGCUGAUAUUCUUCUGCUGCCCCACCAUGGCUGGUACCCACUCUGCUGCCCCACCAUGGCUGGUACCCACUCUGCUGCCCCACCAUGGCUGAUACCCCUCUGCUGCCCCACCAUGGCUGAUACCCCCCCCCGGCUGCCCCACCAUGGCUGAUACCCCCCCCCCCCCCCCGGCUGCCCCACCAUGGCUGGUAUCGUUCUGCUGCCCCACCAUGGCUGGUUCCCCUCUGCUGCCCCACAAUAGCUGGUACCCCUCUGCUGCCCCACCAUGGCUGGUACCCACCUGCUGCCCCACCAUGGCUGGUACCCACCUGCUGCCCCACCAUGGCUGGUACCCCUCUGCUGCCCCACCAUGGCUGGUACCCACCUGCUGCCCCACCUUGGCUGGUACCCCUCGGCUGCCUCACCAUGGCUGGUACCCCUCUGCUGCCCCACAAUGGCUGGUACCCCUCUGCUGCCCCACCAUGGCUGAUAUCACCUGCUGCCCCACCAUGGCUGAUACCCCCCUGCUGCCCCACCAUGGCUGGUUCCCACCUGCUACCCCACCAUGGCUGGUACCCCUCGGCUGCCCCACCAUGGCUGGUACCCCUCUGCUGCCCCACAAUGGCUGGUACCCCUCUGCUGCCCCACCAUGGCUGUACCCACCUGCUGCCCCACCAUGGUUGGUACCUCUCUGCUGUCCCACCAUGGCUGAUAUCACCUGCUGCUCCACCAUGGCUGGUACCCCUCUGCUCCCCCACCAUGGCUGGUACCCCUCUGCUGCCCCACCAUGGCUGGUACCCCUCUGCUGCCCCCACCAUGGCUGAUACCCCUCUGCUGCCCCACCAUGGCUGGUACCCCUCUGCUGCCCCAGUAUGGCUGAUGCCCACCUGCUGCCCCACCAUGGCUGAUACCCUCCUGCUGCCCCACCAUGGCUGAUACCCUCCUGCUGCCCCACCAUGGCUGAUACCCCCCUUUUGCCCCACCAUGGCUGGUACCCCUCUGCUGCCCCACCAUGCCUGGUACCCACCUGCUGCCCCACAAUAGCUGAUACCCACCUGCUGCCCCACCAUGCCUGGUACCCACCUGCUGCCCCACAAUAGCUGAUACCCACCUGCUGCCCCACCAUGUUUGCUCUUCAGAGAGUACUCAACCAUGGUAUAUUCCCUGUACUGCCCAACCAUGGCCACGAGGCCAACUGGCCGCUCCACCAUAACUCAGAACCCCCUUGUUGAACCCUUGAACCCUCAACAGCUGGGCUCUAACAUCAGCAUAACUACAAUAGUUCUAAAAGGAAUCGUCAUUUGGAGGCAUUCUUAAGUGGCUCAAGGUAGACUGAAUCAGCCCUCUAAUGCCCACUACCAGUCCCUCAUACUCUAAUGCCCACUACCAGUCCCUCAUACUCUAAUGCCCACUACCAGUCCCUCAUACUCUAAUGCCCACUACCAGUCCCUCAUACUCUAAUGCCCACUACCAGUCCCUCAUACUCUAAUGCCCACUACCAGUCCCUCAUACUCUAAUGCCCACUACCAGUCCCUCAUACUCUAAUGCCCACUACCAGUCCCUCAUACUCUAAUGCCCACUACCAGUCCCUCAUACUCUAAUGCCCACUACCAGUCCCUCAUACUCUAAUGCCCACUACCAGUCCCUCAUACUCUAAUGCCCACUACCAGUCCCUCAUACUCUAAUGCCCACUACCAGGCCCUCCUACUCUAAUGCCCACUACCAGUCCCUCAUACUCUAAUGCCCACUACCAGUCCCUCAUACUCUAAUGCCCACUACCAGUCCCUCAUACUCUAAUGCCCACUACCAGUCCCUCAUAUAUCUCUUCACGCAUUAUUUUUAAGUAAUUGUUCAUUUUAUAAAUGAGUAAUAUAUAUUUAUAUUCACCAAAGAUCGAUGCCAUCUAUGACGCCAUCUCAGAGUAACUGUAUGUUAAUGGCAGGAGAAAACUAAUAUGUAGUUAAGGUGUGUAUGUUUAUGUAGGAGUCUACAUAAUUAUGUGGCGAAGGUGUGUAUGUUUAUGUAGGUGAGUUUACAUAAUAUAGUGAAGGUGUGUAUGUUUAUGUAGGAGAGUCUACAUAGUAAUAAUAAUGUUUGAGUUCUCUGUGCUUAUAGGCAAUAUAAUAUCUUCCGUGAAGAA